UUACUGUGGAGAGGGCGAGGUCUCUGUUUUUCUCUGUUAUUAUGUCUUUAAACGAAGGGAUCGUCGUGAGGAAGGUUGUCAUCUGCAAGGAAACCCUCUCGAGCGUAAAAAAUGACCUCGUCUGCACUCAGCCUGGCUGCAACAAGGUUUUUAAAUCCUCUUCCAAUCUGGAUCUUCACCUGUGGAAGUCGCAUAAGAUUCAAGAAAAAAUGCCCUCGACAGAAAAUAAUUCAGCUGUGAUCCAGUAUCACUGUCCUGAACCUUGCUGCAAGUACAAUAUAGAGCAGGGGAGGUCGUUUCCCAAAGUUAAACUUCUAAAACAGCACUACUUGCAAAUGCACGCAACUCGGAAUUUUAAAUGUGAAAACUGCGGCGUCUUCUUCGCCACCUUGGCAGCGAAAAAUUACCAUGCGAAAACCUGUGGCUGCCAGUUUGUCUGCUCCUGCGGAAAGGUCUACACCAACGACCAGGCUAUCAAGGUCCAUGCCUUAAGACACAAGCACAAGCUUCCUUCAAAUUACAUAGUUAAGGUGAGCGUGGCAAACCAGGAACAACAAACCAUUGAGGCACUUCCAGCAAUUCAGUUGAUGGCUGCCGUGGCCCUGAGUGAACUUUGCAGGCCAGUUCAGAGAGACGCUGAGGUGCAGACUGAUGUCGAGGAAAAGCAGAAAAAGAAGCAAAAUACGCCGACCAAGAUUAAUGGCCCAAAACGUCGCAAGUCGACAACCAGUCAGGAGACGCAGACCCAGUCGACCAGCAGCACAAUCCUGAAGAGGGCCAUGCUGGACGCGAAAAUCCCAGUACGAUCUGCAAAGCGGAAGAGAAACACCGAGACGCAGACUGUGCGGAAAACACCAAAGAAGGCGAAAAAUACUGAAACGCAGACAGCACAGUAUCAGGAGCCUCCACCCAUCGAGCCAGAUAUUAAGUCGGCUUCUCCUCUGCUGGAGGAAAUGAGCAAGGAACAGCCGCAGGUGAUCAACGACGUCGCCCUGCGCGAGGGCUGGAUCAACCAAAAGUCGACGCAGACCAUGCCCUUCGACUACCCCAGUCUGGACACUCUGCUCAACGACUACAAGGUGCAGCAGUCGUGCGAGACGCAGACCGACCUGUUUGACGAAAGCUUCCUCAACGAAUGCGAUGCCAGCUUUUCUAUCAACACAGAGACCCAGACUUGUGAUGAGAUUAAUGAGACCUUCGAGAACAUGCUUCACUCCAACAUGUACACCCAGACUUGCGAUGAGCUUCUCAGUCUCAGCAAUCUCGAUUUUGCCGACAUCGAGACGCAGACACUUAAUUUGGAUUGAGAUUUUUGUAUUCUGCGUCUUUGCAGACUGCCUGACACAGACAGGGUUGCAAUUUUUUCUCCCGUGUGGUUUAACCAACGCUGAUUUUUUUACACGAUUUAUUAAGUUUUUAAUUUUACUUCGCAAAAUGAAGCAUUUAUUAUUGUUUUACAUUUUUCUAUU
Molecule: messenger RNA, 1469 nt
Organism: Cloeon dipterum
Lineage: Eukaryota; Metazoa; Arthropoda; Insecta; Ephemeroptera; Baetidae
Gene: Asciz
Product: ASCIZ zinc finger protein
Exons: 4
Coding region: 42-1307 (421 amino acids)
Biological process (GO): regulation of transcription by RNA polymerase II
Cellular component (GO): nucleus
Molecular function (GO): transcription cis-regulatory region binding; DNA-binding transcription factor activity, RNA polymerase II-specific
Source: RefSeq, a predicted model, not a curated record